AAGGAACAAAUGAACUCGAACCGAAAGUGAACCGAAAAGUUCGAACCGAACCGGUUUUGGUUCGGUUUUUUUAUUUAGGGUCCGGUUCAAACCUCUGUCUGAUGGAAUGGACCGUCUCGAUGGCCACGGCCGCGAUCCCUGGCCUCAGCUCCGGAGGCGCCGGCCGAGAUUCGCCGGCGAAGGAGAAGCUCUUCGGCCGCGCUCCUCCUCUCCCUCUACUUCUUCUCCGAGCUCGCAACCUCCGCAGUGUCCGUGCUCGCUCCCGUGCCGUCCUUUUCGCUGUGCUCUCUCUUCUCCUUCUCCUUCUCUUGUCUCGCCACUUGAGCCCUUUCGUGGCUUGGAAAAACCCUCAUGCUUCCUCCGCUUCAGUUCCCUCGAGGGGUGGUUAUGCUGUGCUGAUUAACACUUGGAAGCGUAAUUCUCUUCUCAAGCAAGUCGUGUCCCAUUAUGCAUCGUGUAGCCGGGCUGAAGCUAUACAUGUUGUAUGGAGUGAGAUUGAUCCUCCAUCAGAUGGUCUUAAAUCACAUCUCGAAAAGCUUGUAUCAUCCAAGUCCCAUGGUGUACACAAGCCUAGUUUCAGGUUCGAGCUGUGUGAAGAGGACAAUCUGAAUAACAGAUUUAAACCAAUUGAGGACCUCAAAAAUGAUGCCGUUUUCUCAGUUGAUGAUGAUGUGAUUGUCCCAUGCUCCACAUUGGAUUUUGCAUUCACUGUAUGGCAGAGCGCUUCUGAUACAAUGGUCGGUUUUGUUCCUCGCACACAUUGGUUGGUUAAGAAGGAUGGUUUAGCGUAUUAUACAUACGGGGGCUGGUGGUCAGUGUGGUGGAUGGGUACAUACAGUAUGGUUCUUUCUAAAGCGGCAUUUUUCCAUCGGAAGUACUUGGAUUUGUACACGCAUAAGAUGCCCUCAUCAAUUCAUGAUUAUGUAACAAGGGAAAGGAACUGUGAAGACAUCGCGAUGUCAUUGCUCAUAGCUAAUGCAAGCGGAGCACCACCAGUCUGGGUUAAGGGAAAUUUAUACGAGAUUGGUUCGUCUGGCAUCAGCAGUAUGAAAGGGCACAACGAGAGGCGGAAUAAAUGUCUGAAUGAUUUCAUUUCUCUGUAUGAAACCAUGCCUUUGGUAUCAACCAGCAUGAAAGCCGUCGACACCAGACAAGAAUGGUUCUGGUAGCAUUUGAGCUAUAUCAUAUUUUCCGGCGAAGGUGGUCGAAGUUCUCAACCAUACUAAUGCAACUGGAGGUUGAAGUUCUCAACCAUACUAAUGCAACUACUGAUCUCCAAAUUUUUACUCAUUGAGAAGCUUUGCUUGAUAUACAUUGAGUGUAAACUAAUUCAGGCUUUAUAAAGAAAGAGCUUGUUGUUGUAGUGUAUCUUAUUGUGACCGAAUAGUGAGUAAUAUAUAUAUAUAUAUAUAUAUAUAUAUAUAU
Dioscorea cayenensis subsp. rotundata (Guinea yam) is the source of this 1425-nucleotide messenger RNA. Its product is annotated as glycosyltransferase family 64 protein C4. Gene Ontology annotation, molecular function: glycosyltransferase activity. The coding region runs from base 102 to 1169 and encodes 355 amino acids. The record is from RefSeq and is a predicted model, not a curated record. Gene Ontology annotation, cellular component: membrane. The transcript has 5 exons. NCBI's taxonomy places the organism in Eukaryota, Viridiplantae, Streptophyta, Magnoliopsida, Dioscoreales, Dioscoreaceae.